GCCCCUUCUUUCUAGUGCCUCUCUCACUCUCUCUCUCUCUUUCCCUCUUCCUCUCUCUCUCUCUACUUUCUCUUCAGUGUGUUGUGCAGCAGAUACCUCCAAUGGUAUUUUGCUGACAGGUACAAUAAGUGAUUCUUCACUUCCUAACCUACACACCCCCAACUAAUCAAUUUUCAAGCUUUAGCUUUAUAUUUUAUUUCCUUUACUACCCACUUUAUUGGUUAUUAAUGGAAUCCAUGUCAGUGAAUAAAUGGCUGGAAAACCAUACUUCUUCUGCACCCCUUAUCUGUGUUACAGUUGCAAACAGCAAGAGAGAAGCUUAAUUGAGGGGGGUUGAGGGAGGGGUGGGGGGAGGGUGGGGAAAGCAAAAAGGAACAAUCAGCUUUUGAAAUAAGUGCUUUUAUGGACUGGAACUUGAAAGCAGCUUCUUGGGAUUUGCCUGAACUAGAACAAGGAACCUUUUCUAACUUAGACACUACAGUUGAUGGGUCUAGCAGCUUUGGAGAUCAUAGGACCUUCAAAGGCAGCAACUUUUCGGUUGAUUUGAAGCUUGGUCAGUUGGGUGGCCCUGGGAAUAAUGAGCUCGUGGGUAUGCUGAAGGAGCCGGGUGGUCCGAAAACUACCUCAUCAUCUCCUUCUGGAUCAUUAAAGAGGUCAAGAGCGGCUUACAGUGGAUCUCAGAUGGUUUCAUGCCUCGUUGAUGGAUGCAAUUCGGACCUUAGUACUUGUAGGGAUUACCAUCGGCGGCAUAAGGUCUGUGAGCUACAUUCAAAGACUCCUCAGGUCACUAUUAACGGUAACAAGCAACGAUUUUGCCAGCAGUGUAGCAGGUUCCAUGCUCCGGAGGAAUUUGAUGAGGGAAAGAGAAGUUGCAGGAAACGUCUUGAUGGACACAACCGGCGGCGAAGGAAGCCUCAACCAGAACCCUUGUCGCACCCGGGAAGUUUUCUGUCCAAUUACCAAGGUACCCAAUUGUUGCCAUUCUCUAGUUCACUUGUAUACCCCUCCACCAAUGUCAUAAACCCUGCCUGGGCCGGCAUUGUCAAAACUGAGCCAGAUUCCGGGGUUCAUAACCUCCAGCUGCCAUUGAUCGAUAAGCAAAACAUGUUCCUUGGGUCCUCAGGUAGCACUAGCAGCAGCGGUUACAAGGGAGGAAAGCAGUUCUCGCUCUUCCAGAGCAGCAGCAACAGCUCUCCACUCCACCACAACCACCAAACAUCUCAUCAUCAUGGCACUUCUGUCUGCCAACCCCUUCUCAACAACAUUUCAUUCUCCGAAACUGCUAGUGGUGGUGGUGGGACAACAAAGAGCAAGAUGUUUUGUGACAGGUUAACAACUCAAAUCCAUGAUUCGGACUGUGCUCUCUCUCUUCUGUCAUCACCGCAGACGCAGCAGACAUCGGAAAUAGGUUUGAGACACACAGUGCAGCAGCCUAACUCAAUCUCUCUGAUGCAACAACGACUAGGCCCCAACGGUCUACGCGGAAACAACAGUGCCAUGGAGCCCAUGGAUUCAGUUUUGGUCUCCAAUGGAAGUGGUGAUGCAAAUGUUCAUUGCCCCGGAAUGUUUCGGUUAAUCUCUGAUGGUUCUCAGGGCAAUGGGAAUCAACACCAUCAAUCCCCUCAAACACUUCCUUUUCAUUGGCAGUAGCAAAAAUUAUUUGCAGGAUUUCUAGAUCAGUGGUUGCAGAGUGGAAUUUAGAACCUCUUUGUAUGAUUUUGGAUGCCUUUUCUUUUGUUCAUGUAAACAUAAGUAUACCAUUUAUUUAUGUACUCUUCAACUAUGAUUAAUUAUAUGGGCUCCUUAUUAA
Molecule: messenger RNA, 1810 nt
Organism: Pyrus x bretschneideri (Chinese white pear)
Lineage: Eukaryota; Viridiplantae; Streptophyta; Magnoliopsida; Rosales; Rosaceae
Product: squamosa promoter-binding-like protein 13A
Exons: 4
Coding region: 403-1650 (415 amino acids)
Cellular component (GO): nucleus
Molecular function (GO): DNA binding
Source: RefSeq, a predicted model, not a curated record